CAUGAUGUUCCUCUGGAUAAUCCGCUUUUUCUUCUUCAACCUAUACGAGAGUCCAAAAUACCUGAUGGGUCGAGGCCGAGAUGAACAAGUGUCACGCAAUCGAGGUCGUCCACAAAGUCGCAGCCUACAAUGGGAAAACGAGCAACCUCACCCUCGAAGACCUCCAGAGGGCUGGGAAACUGACUGAGACUACGAUCGACGAUGGCGUUCGUAUCGACACAUCUGCUUUGGCUGCCGUGCAGAGGAAGAUGAAGAUGGGAAUGUUUAGCAAUAACCAUGUUAAAUCCUUAUUUGCCACUCGAAAGAUGGCUUGGUCGACUACUAUUUUAAUCAUUAUCUGGGCUUUCAUCGGUCGGUGCACACACUCUGCUAAGCGUUGGCUUGAAGUUUGCACGAAAGUCGUUGAAGCUACGUUGAUAUCUGAGGACUGGCGCUCGCUUGCAGACUGA
This is a messenger RNA of Suillus bovinus, 449 nucleotides long. RefSeq lists its product as uncharacterized. Bases 81 to 449 code for a protein of 122 amino acids. The record is from RefSeq and is a predicted model, not a curated record. The transcript has 3 exons. Lineage: Eukaryota; Fungi; Basidiomycota; Agaricomycetes; Boletales; Suillaceae.